This is a messenger RNA of Naumovozyma castellii, 414 nucleotides long. RefSeq names its product mitochondrial 54S ribosomal protein mL61 (gene MRP49). Bases 1 to 414 code for a protein of 137 amino acids. Lineage: Eukaryota; Fungi; Ascomycota; Saccharomycetes; Saccharomycetales; Saccharomycetaceae. The record is from RefSeq and is a predicted model, not a curated record. The transcript has a single exon.
AUGUCUAAAGUAGCUGCACAAAUUAGGUUUUUAAACGCGAUCAGUUUCACCACGAGGAAACCACAAAUACUCAUCAAUGCUGAAAAAUAUGCGGGGAUUAAAUUAACGUUUCAAGUAAAGAACCAUAAUGGACAUAUGGGAGCACGUUCACUUUGGAAGAAGUAUCUCCCCACUUUACAGUUCUAUAACCCCGAUUUUAAGAUUGAUGUUGUCAGAAUCAAGAAUCCAGAUAAGAAAAAGAAGGAUAUCCCUUGUACUUUGGAUAUAAUAGCCAACGAUGGGAAAGUUAUAGAUACUUUAGAUAUGAGAAAUAAGAUGUAUGAUGACAUUAUGGAUCAGUUGCUCGAGAAGAUAGAUCAUAAUGUCAUUCCGGAGGAAAACCUGAUAAAAAUUGAACCAAAAAUAGCGAAAUAG